This is a messenger RNA of Lindgomyces ingoldianus, 703 nucleotides long. RefSeq names its product cytochrome c. Gene Ontology annotation, molecular function: electron transfer activity; heme binding. Gene Ontology annotation, biological process: mitochondrial electron transport, cytochrome c to oxygen; mitochondrial electron transport, ubiquinol to cytochrome c. Gene Ontology annotation, cellular component: mitochondrial intermembrane space. The record is from RefSeq and is a predicted model, not a curated record. The transcript has 4 exons. The coding region runs from base 114 to 440 and encodes 108 amino acids. Lineage: Eukaryota; Fungi; Ascomycota; Dothideomycetes; Pleosporales; Lindgomycetaceae.
UUCCCUUUCACAUCUCACUCAGUCCAUCAAACUACCCCAAUUCACGUCGACAAUAUCUCUCCCGGACCCUCCAUCAAUCCUCUCUCUCGACAUCAUCUUCUUCUUUCAGCACAAUGGGUUUCGAAGCCGGCGACCACAAGAAGGGUGCCAACCUCUUCAAGACGCGGUGUGCACAAUGCCACACCCUGAAGUCGGGUGAGGGCAACAAGAUCGGCCCCAACCUCCACGGUAUCUUCGGGCGACAGUCCGGCCAGGUCGAGGGAUUCUCAUAUACGGACGCCAACAAGCAGAAGGGUGUCCAUUGGGACGAGGGAACUCUGUUCGAAUACCUAGAAAACCCCAAGAAGUACAUCCCUGGCACCAAGAUGGCUUUCGGUGGGCUCAAGAAGCCCAAGGACCGAAAUGACCUCAUCACCUUCCUCAAGGAGGAGACUAAAUAGACGUUCCAUGGCCAUCUGGAUGUCUAUCCUUUAUCUUUCGACACGAUUCUCCCUUAAUUGCCCCAAGAGCUCUCUUACGUCCAACCAUGUACCAUCAGGACAGGCCUUCGAUAGACGUAUGAUAAACAAAGGCGGUGGUGCGCGUCUUCUUCAUGUGUAAAAAUAUGUUUGUGUACUUUGCAAGAGCGUGUUUCGUAUCUGGUGCAGCGUGGGGCUGGUCUAGGUCUUAGCGGCACAUUCGAAAUACCAUUCUCCUCUUCCUA